GAAAUCCGCAGCCCCAUGUUGAAGACCUCCACGCUAGAUGACGCCGUGGUACUGACUGAGACGAUGCUGCGGCACUUGGGCCGCGGGCCCCGGUUCUCCCUCAGCCUGCGCCGGGCGGCUUCUUCCAUCCGGAGCGCAGCGGAGAACGGGCCGAAGGCCUUCACAACGGGAGUCCCGCGCAGGAACCAGCUCAGGAAAAGCCUUGUAAGGGCAAAUUUUGUAACCAUGGCAACGGGAGGCAGUGAGGAACCGCCAUCUGCAUUGGGCCAAAAGGGGCACAUCAACCGGUUGAUCCAUGAGAAGUCCCCUUACUUGUUGCAACAUGCACAUAACCCCGUGGACUGGUAUCCAUGGGGACUGGAAGCUUUUGCCAAAGCAAAGGCAGAAGACAAACCAAUCUUUCUAUCAGUUGGGUAUUCCACAUGCCAUUGGUGCCAUGUUAUGGAACGUGAAUCAUUUGAAAAUGAAGAGAUUGGUCAAAUAUUGAACGAGAAUUUUGUUUGCAUCAAAGUUGACCGGGAAGAGCGGCCAGAUGUUGAUAAAGUUUACAUGAUGUUUGUGCAGGCGACAAGUGGAGGUGGAGGUUGGCCAAUGAGUGUGUGGUUGACUCCUGAUCUCAAGCCAUUUGUCGGAGGGACAUACUUUGCCCCUGAGGAUGGUUUACUCCGUCCAGGUUUUAAGACAGUGCUGAGGAACUUAGCUGAGCAGUGGAAGAGGAACCGGAGUGAAGUUAUUGAGCGUGGCAACAAGAUCCUGGAGGCACUCCAGAAGAGUGUCGUGAUGAGUUCUGAUAAGGAGGGAAUGCCACCACCUUGUCCCCAGGUGAUGGAGAAGUGCUUUCAACAAUUGGCUGGAUCUUAUGACAAUGAAUAUGGAGGAUUCAGAGAGUCACCUAAAUUCCCUUCACCAGUAAACUUCAAUUUCCUGUUCCGUUUUUGGGCUUUAAACAAGACCAGUGUGAAUGGAGCCCGGGCCCUGGAGAUGGCUCUGCACACACUGAAAAUGAUGGCUCUUGGAGGAAUCCAUGAUCAUAUCGGGCAGGGCUUCCAUCGCUAUUCCACAGACCAACACUGGCAUGUACCCCACUUUGAGAAGAUGUUGUAUGACCAGGGGCAGCUGGCAGUUUCCUACACAGAGGCUUAUCAGAUUUCUGGUGACACAUUCUUUGCAGAUGUUGCUCGAGAUAUUCUGCACUAUGUCUCACGAGAUCUGAGUGAUAAGUCAGGGGGCUUCUAUAGUGCUGAAGAUGCAGAUUCAUAUGCUUCAGCCAACUCGACUGAGAAAAAAGAAGGAGCAUUUUGUGUGUGGACUGAGCAAGAAAUCAGAGAGCUUCUCCCAGAUCCAGUCUCAGAGGCCACACAAAGCAUAACCAUGGCAGAUGUCUUUGCCUAUCAUUAUGGUGUGAAAACAAAUGGGAAUGUUGAACCAGCACAGGAUCUUCAUGGAGAACUGAAAAAUAAGAAUGUCCUCAUAGUCCGUUACUCACUAGAGCUGACAGCUGCUAAGUUUGGCUUGGAGAUGGAGAAGGUCAAAGACAUUCUGAGUACAUGCAGAACCAGGCUGUGUGAAGUCAGGAAACAGAGGCCGCGACCUCACCUCGAUAGCAAAAUGGUGGCAUCAUGGAAUGGUCUCAUGAUCUCUGGAUUUGCUCGUGCUGGUGCAGUUCUGGGGGAGGAAGCUUACAUUCGACGUGCAGCACAGGCUGCUGCCUUCCUGCAGGAACACAUGUUGGAUCAGAACAGUGGACGGCUCCUACGCAGCUGUUACCGUGGAACUGUCAGUGUUGUGGAGCAAGGAGCCAAUCCCAUCAGUGGGUUUCUGGAUGACUACGCGUUUGUUAUUCGCGGCCUGAUAGACCUGUAUGAGGUUUCCUUUGAGCAGCAGUGGCUAGAGUGGGCCCUGAGGCUUCAGCAGAAGCAGGAUGAACUGUUCUGGGAUGCCAAGGAAUUUGGUUACUUCACGGAUGAUGCCCAUGAUACAUCGGUGCUAAUUCGCCUUAAGGAAGAACAAGAUGGUGCUGAACCCAGUGGCAAUGCUGUGGCUGCUUCCAACCUUAUGCGGCUGGCAAACUUCACCAACAGACCAGACUGGAUAGUCAGAUCGAGGCAAACUGUGACAGCAUUUGACAAGCUGCUGAAUGCUGUUCCUAUGGCUCUACCAGAAAUGGUUAUUGGCUUAAUGGUGCAACAUCAUCCAGUCAAGCAGGUCAUGAUCCGUGGUGAGCUUGAAACACCUGAGACACAAGAACUGAUACAGUGCAUCAAUGCACACUUUGUGCCCAACAAGAUAUUACUUCUGGCAGAUGGGAACUCUGAGAGCUUCUUGUAUCAGACCCUGCCGUUCCUGUCUACCUUAGAAUUGAAAGAUGGCAAGGCUACAGUCUACAUUUGCCAGAACUUCAGCUGUUCGCUUCCAGUUACCUCAGCUGCCGAGCUCAAAGCAUUACUUAUUAAAUGAUGUGACAGUAACUCAGCACAAAGACACGGAGCAACAACAGACAAAUUGCUUACUAUAAAUGCCUGUGAAUAUUGUUGAUUUUCAAUACUUUAUUUAAUCUCAGGAGAAAAAUUUUGUGCAGGUCGAAAUGAUCUUCAGCUUAGUGUGAUGGCACAAAACGGGUAAUCAUUUUAUUUCCAAUAGUAGUUAUCAUUUCAGAAUCAAAAUUAAAAUCAGAAUUCAGUGUAAUAUUACUGAUAUUUUGUGAAAUUUGUUGUAUGCAGCAGCAAUAUAUUGGAAUACAUAAUAAUAAAAACUGAAUUUCAGUAAGCAGUGUAUAUAUAUAAAUAUAUAUCAUUAAAAGUAAAUUAAGUGCAAAAUAAGUAGUGAGCUAGUGUUCAUGGGUUCAAUGUCCAUUCAGAAAUUGGAUGGCAGAGGGGAAGAAGCUGUUUGUUCCUGAAUCAUUGAGUAUGUGCCUUCAGGUUCCUGUACCUCCUCCCUGAGGUUUAAUGAGGGCAUAUCCUGGGUCAUAGUGGUCCUUAAUGAAUGAUGCUGCCUUUCUGAGGCAUCGUUUCCUUCACGAUGUCCUGGAUGCUAGAGAAGCUAGUGCUUAUGCUGGAACUGACUGAAUUUACAACUUUCUGACCCUUAUAAUAUGUAGUAGUUCUGAUAGUUGAGCUAUUUGGCUGAGUUCAUCUUUAGAAUGAUGUAAUCAAACAUAAUCUGGUUUCCUUGUAUUUGAGGGAGCACUGGAGUCACCAUUUUAUGCAUGACCUGUUAAAUGGGGUCACUGCCUUCCCUCUGAAUAAGAUUAAAUAAUCCCAUGGUAUUAUUUCAAUGAUGAGUAUAGCAGAUCACUCUGGCUUCCUGCCCAAAUCCAUCAUCCAGUAUUAAGUAUAAUUGCUGUUGAGGGAUCUUGCCAUGUAUGACUUGAGUCCUUACACCAGUGACCGCAGACCAAAUCUACAUCGGUGGAUUUAAAGGACUUUGAGAUUUUAUGAGGCAUUAUGCUUUACCAUCUUGGAAAGUAGAUAGUCUAUUGAGCUGUCGGCACACUUCCCACUCUUUCAUCAUGGUUCUCCCAGUUGACUCCCCUUUCACCUUAAUGGCACACUUUCCACCAGAACUCCCUGAGGCCCUUCCAUCCAUGAAGCAAGCUGUAAUCUCUGCGUCACCUGAAAAAAAAAGACAUGUCAUUUCCCCAAACCAAUUCCCUUUUAUUUUACUCAGUGCCAUAGCUAGUCUAUAACUUGGUUUGCUGGUAUGUGAUUCUUCUUCCAUUUGCACUGUGCUCCAAUCCCUGAAUCAUUAUUCACCUUAAUGAGCACUGAAGAUAAUGAUGUUAUGUAUUACCAUGCAUGAACCAGAGCACAUUCCUACUGAUGGAUUGGCCAUGAUUCAUCCUGUGGAUAUAAUUUGGACUUCAAAUGCAAGUGCCUCAUUAGUGGAGAAUGACUUUUUAAAUUGUAGGGUCAACAUCGUAUAUCCCUUAUGAUUUCUGAAACUGAAACAAACUUGGGUUGGUGAUAUAACAAAUAACAAUGUUUUCCAAAAGAACAAUUACCUAAAGAUGAGAUGCAAAUAAAU
This is a messenger RNA of Hypanus sabinus (Atlantic stingray), 4023 nucleotides long. RefSeq names its product spermatogenesis associated 20 (gene spata20). The transcript has 16 exons. Gene Ontology annotation, biological process: carbohydrate metabolic process. Bases 16 to 2457 code for a protein of 813 amino acids. Lineage: Eukaryota; Metazoa; Chordata; Chondrichthyes; Myliobatiformes; Dasyatidae. The record is from RefSeq and is a predicted model, not a curated record.